AUGACGUUUAGUAAAAAUUUUUAUUUAUUAUUUACCAUUGCGAUUCUAAUCGACGUCGUGUUUAACUUACCGAAAAAUGAUGAUGACGAAUUUGAUAUUAAAGCAUUUUCAAAUUGUCGUAAUUUGCAUUUGAAAAGAGGAAUUGGAGAAUGUUGUAAAAUCACUAAAAAAAAAAUAUGGGGUGAUCUCGAAUCAUCUUUUCGUAAAUGUAGAAAAAGGAUCAAAUCGGUUUUAAUUGAUACGACAACUACGUCAUCAGUGCCCGAUUUUAAAACGGUAAUUGAAAUGUCGAUUGAUGAGAAAAUUUUCCCGGAUAAUCACUUUGCACUUAACUAUUACAUUCCUCGUAAAAAAAAACAUGAUUCGUUUGAAAAACAGUGCUUUUUAGAAUGCGUUCUCAAAGAAGAAGGUUUGAUAAUUAAUGAUAGAGUGGAUAAAAAUGGUAUUUUACAAAGAUUUACAACGACUUUAAAAUACGAUUAUAAAUGGCGUGCGGUUGCUAUUAAAGCUGCUGAAAAAUGUAUGAAUGAAAAAAAUUAUGAUAAUAAUAAUAAUAAUUCAUUUGUUGGUUUGUGUAAAACCGGUUCAUCUGAAAUAUUUAAAUAUGAAUAUUGCACAAAUCUCAAACAUUUUUAUCUUAGGUGUUCGAACGAGUCUCAAAUUUCUUCAGAGUAUAAUAAAUUUCAAUCAUAUUCAAAUGUUGACUAUUCAAUAGAUGCUCUCACACUGGAACCUUAA
Molecule: messenger RNA, 738 nt
Organism: Pediculus humanus corporis (human body louse)
Lineage: Eukaryota; Metazoa; Arthropoda; Insecta; Psocodea; Pediculidae
Exons: 7
Coding region: 1-738 (245 amino acids)
Molecular function (GO): odorant binding
Source: RefSeq, a predicted model, not a curated record